This is a messenger RNA of Ylistrum balloti, 16529 nucleotides long. Its product is annotated as cadherin-related tumor suppressor-like. Lineage: Eukaryota; Metazoa; Mollusca; Bivalvia; Pectinida; Pectinidae. Gene Ontology annotation, molecular function: calcium ion binding. The transcript has 18 exons. Gene Ontology annotation, biological process: homophilic cell-cell adhesion. Gene Ontology annotation, cellular component: plasma membrane. The record is from RefSeq and is a predicted model, not a curated record. Bases 1 to 14898 code for a protein of 4965 amino acids.
AUGCCAUCUAGAACUUCACGUUACACGUUUCCCCUGCUAGUUUUACUGCAGUUUUUAAUAGCUUUUGCCCAGGGCCAGGGGCCUGGAUCAACAUGUAGUAAUGUAGCCAGCGAACAAUUCUCGAUUAGGGAGGGUCGUCCCCCUGGAAGCACGGUGGGAACUAUUAUCACACAACCAUCAUAUACAUACUCAUUUAAGGAACCCCAGUCACUAUUUGAGUUACACCCCACAUCUGGGGUCAUCACCACCACAGCAGAAUUGGAUCGUGAAGCGUUGACAACAAAUCCCAUACAAAUUUUGGUGAUUCGUUCCUUGUCGGGUACCACUCAACAAUGCCCUACCGAAGUUUUCAUAACAGUUGAAGAUAUCAACGACAACUCACCUGCAUUUCCUUCGUCAAGUAUUCAAAUUACAUUCAAUGAAAAUGUCAACAUCGGGUAUCAGGUCCCGUUGACAAGUGCAACCGACAUCGAUCAAGGCAGCUUUGGAACAAUCACCAAUUAUACCAUCAUCAACAUGACGGAAUCUGCCAACGAAAAAUUCAUGUUGAUUUAUGACAUUAACCAGUUUGGAGAUGUUCCUCUCGUUCGUGCCAUUGGUGGAUUAGAUAGAGAGGAUAAGAAUUUUUAUCAACUUUGGAUUUCUUGCCAAGAUCAAGGUGUUCCCCCACUUUAUGGAUAUUUACAAGUGAACAUUAGUAUUGCAGACUACAACGACAAUGCACCUCAAUUCUCACCAAGUCAGUACGUUGCCAGUAUUAAUGAAAGUGUGCCAAUUGGAACCUCCGUGAUUAAAGUGGAAGCCACUGAUAAAGACAUCGGUAUCAAUGGAGAUAUUUCGUACCGAUUAACUGAUGACACACAGCAGUUUACCAUCAAUCCUAAAACUGGAGAAAUUUCAACAACAUCCUCACCAUUGAAAUGUAUGCGUCGAUGUGACCGUUCAACAAUUGACACAUGUGAGCCAUCUAGUUGUAUGCUGACCAUUGAGGUGGAAGAUGCAGGUCGUCCUCCACUUUCUGGACGUGCUUACGUAACCGUCAAUGUGAAAGAUGAAAACAAUAAUGUACCGGAAAUGAAAGUGACAUAUUUACCAAGUGGAAGUCUCGGAUAUUCAACGAUAGACGAAAACGCAUCUAAUGGUACCAAUGUAGCUAUUAUAAGUGUAAGCGAUAGUGACACAGGAAGUUACGGUACUAUUUCAGAUGUACGUAUUGUAUCGGGAAAUGAUUAUAAUCAUUUCUUCUUACAAAAUCGUCUCAAUAACAAGCUGGAGUUUUUAAAAGUGAAUGGAAACGGUGUACUAGAUCGGGAGAGGAUUGAAAAAUACAACAUAACUAUCAUGGCAGCUGAUGGAGGAACGCCACCAAAAACAUCUCUUAAAAGUAUUCUGGUUUAUAUCAAAGAUGUGAAUGAUCAUCAUCCUAUGUUUACAAAAACACAGUAUAGAAUAUCACUAAGUGAAACUGUGCCAGUUUCCAGCUAUGUAACAAGUCUGACGGCUGUAGACCUUGACACUGGUGACAAUGCAAAGCUAUCUUAUGCCAUAAUUUCUGGAAAUGAGUUCAACUGGUUCAAAAUAGAUGCAAGUUCUGGACUUGUCACCACGCAGGCCUCCCUGAGGUACGAGGUUCAAACCCAAGUUGUAAUGAACGUUUCAGUACAUGAUGGAAGUUUGAAUCCUUUGUAUAACUUUACAACAUUGAUUGUCACAAUUUCUGACGAAAAUGACAUAACGCCUACAUUUGAUCAUCAUAUUUAUAAUGCAUCAAUAGCUGAAGGAUUACCAACUGGAUCAAAAGUGGUUAAUGUUACUGCCAGAGAUGACGACUCUGCACCAAAUGGAACUGUGACAUAUUCGUUACACCAGGAUGUAGAUGAGAGAUACCCAGGAACAUUUCAGCUUGACUCCACUUCUGGCGUUGUUACAACCCUAAAGGUGCUGGACAGGGAGGUCAUUGCCUAUUAUAUCAUCAGAAUCAUCGCCCGGGAUGGAGGUACACCAGCGCGAUCAUCCACAGCCACCGUCAAUGUAAAUGUGGAUGAUAUUAAUGACAGUAUUCCAAGAUUUUAUCCUAUCACAUACUUUGCUGAAGUCCUAGAAAACAAACCUGUAGGAACCAGUGUCGUGAAGGUCUUUGCAGUAGAUCCGGACUUUGGCUUAAAUGGGACAGUCUAUUAUUCCUUCAAUGGGAAUUAUCCUCAAUUUAGCAUAGACCAGAACACUGGUCAAAUUACAACGGCAGCCAUAUUGGAUCGUGACACCCGUUCAACAUACACACUGAGUGUCAAGGCAACAGAUGCUAGAGGAAGGACAAAUGUACAAACUGCUUCAGUGGAAGUCGUCAUUACAGACCAGAGUACUACUCCACCUACCUUUAGAAAUACAGUAUAUGAUUUCAGCAUAGUAGAAGACCCAUCUAAUAUGCCUGUAGUCUCUGGCCGCACAGUUGGAACUGUCAAGGCAGACGCAACAAAUGUUGGUGUGUCUAUUUCCUACAAAAUAGUAGAUGGGGAUCCCAACAGUGUCUUCACAAUGGAUAGUGGGACAGGGAAAAUUACCAACAACAAACGUGUCGACAGGGAGGAAAGUGCUCAGUAUACCUUACAGGUCAUUGCUACAGCAGGUGGUUUGUUUGGGGAAGCCACAGUUAGAAUAUCUGUCUCUGAUAUCAACGACAACACACCCAAGUUCACAAGUUCUGUUGCUGAAGCUGAGGUAGUGGAGAAUUGGCCUGUGGGACAUGAUGUGUACUUGGCUAAGGCCACAGAUGCUGAUGAUGGUCAGAAUGCUGAAAUUUCCUACAGACUACAAUCAACACCUGAUGUAUUCAAUAUCAACCCAGCAACAGGAAUGAUCUUCUUGGCAAAACCAAUAGACAAGUCGAACGUGAAAAAUUUUGUGUUGAAUGUUAUCGCCUCAGACAGUGGAUCAUCACAGCUAUCAUCAACAGUACGUGUGGAAAUUGAAGUCAUCGAUGUCAAUGAUCACACUCCAGUGUUUUCCCAUAGCAACUAUGAAGUCUCCUUGAACGAGUCACUGGAUGUGAACUCCCAGUUCUUUACUCUGACAGCAACAGAUGAUGAUAGUGGUUUAAAUGGUCAGGUCACCUACAACAUAACAUCUGGCAAUGGGGAUGGAAAGUUUGGCAUCUUUCCAGAUGGAAAACUCUUCUUGGCAAGAACAUUAGACAGAGAGACAAAAGACCAUUACAAACUGACCGUCACUGCAAAGGAUAUGAGCAUGGAACAGCGAAGUUCCUCAGCAAAUGUUUCAAUCUAUAUUCUGGACGAUAAUGACAAAAGGCCGCUGUUUGACAAUGCUUCCUACUUAUUUGAUAUCUUGGAAAAUCAACCAGCUGGAUCAGUGGUAGGGAUGGUUAAAGCUACAGACCAAGACAUUGGGCGCAAUGCAGAACUUUCGUAUUAUCUGGACCAAACACAAGACAACUUCACCAUCGAUGCCCAAACGGGCGAGAUAUCAAGUUUACGGCCCUUUGACAGAGAAUAUCUAAAUGAAACCAUGGGGAAAACUUCCUAUAUGUUUUCUGUGUAUGUAACAGACAAUGGUCUACAGAGGUUGACGGAUUCUGUCAUGGUGGUUGUUAAUGUCCUAGAUGUCAAUGAUAAUCCUCCAAAAUUCAAGGAAAAUGUCUACCGAGCGUCUUUAUUAGAGGACGCUGCAGAGAACACGCUUGUCCUGAAAAUUGGAGCAUCUGAUAAUGAUACGAAUGAAAAUGCUGCUUUGUCAUACCUUAUUGUAGAUGGCAAUGUGGACAACAGGUUUAAGAUCAGUGCUGGGAAUGGGCAGAUCUAUUUAAGUGGUGGACUGGACCGGGAAAAUCAGGAGAGUUACACUCUUACGAUAAUCGCUAGUGAUUCUGGAAAAGACCAUCAAUACACUGCUACAACAACUGUGUCCAUUACUGUUCUUGACGUGAAUGACAAUGCACCUCUCUUCGACCAAACAGCUUUUGACAUUGGUAUCUUGGAAACAACACAGUUAGGUGAGGAAAUAGCCCAUUUUACAGCCACCGACACAGAUUUAGGACAGAAUGCACAAAUUGUGUACAAGGUUAGUGAGAAUGGGGGAACUUUCAACAUCGAUCGUAACACUGGAAAGUUGUACUUGGAGAAAGCUCUGGAUUAUGAGAAAAAAUCGCAAUAUAAUUUGAAUAUAUCGGCUGAGGAUAAAGGAAAGACGUCUCUAUCCCAAUAUGCACGUUUGACUGUGCGAGUUCUGGAUGCUAAUGACAAUGCGCCAGACUUUGGAUCAACUCCAUCCUAUGUGACUGUAUCGGAAGCUACUGCUUUGUACACAAACAUUCUCAAAGUCACUGCGACGGAUCCUGAUGAUGGCAUUAACGGCAAAGUUGUAUAUUCUAUCAAGACACAAAACCCACCAGUCGAGCAUUUCAAGAUUGAUACUUCAAAUGGUUACAUCUAUAUUUCAUCAAUUCUAGACCGAGAGUCAGUACCAACAUUUACCCUGAAGGUUGUUGCAUCUGACUCAGCUCUACCUUCCCUAAGUAAAUCAUCAGAGAAGGAGAUCACGGUGUUUAUAAGUGACAUCAAUGACAAUGAUCCUGAAUUCCUGUCGAUGAAUGCUAUUGCAUUGCCUUAUCCAGCAAGUCAAGGGAUAUUCGGAAAAGUCUUGGCGGUAGAUCCUGAUAACGGUUCAAAUGGUACUGUUGUGUAUGAACUUGCACAGGGUGAUCUAGAAAAGUUCAGCCUCCAAGAAACUACAGGGGAACUCUCUCUUCGGAAAAAUAUAGGCCAAACUCCUGUCACCUACUCACUAAGGGUGAUUGCCAGAGACAGCGGGAUACCAUCCCCUCGGUCAACACAUCUGGAUAUCACUGUUAUUCUGGUUGGCUCAUCUGGUGGACCAACAUUUCAGAAUGUACCAUAUCAUGGACAGAUAUCAGAAAACAAGCCACCGGGCAGCUACAUUCUUACCUUGGAAACUUUACCUACAACGUCUACCACAGAAUAUUACAUUACGGGAAUUACUUCAAGUAAAGAAUCAACGGCAAAUUAUUUUGAAGUGAACAUUAUUAAUGGAUCUAUUACAUCAUCAGUUGUGUUAGAUCGGGAAACCCAUGGAGAUAACUUCACGGUACAAGUGUGUGCGCUUGAGAAACAGAGCUCCGUUCCAAAGGCAUCUCUUACACAGGUGACAAUCUCUGUAACUGACAUCAAUGACACCCCUCCCAAGUUCAGCCGUUCAGAGUAUAGAGUGUCUGUAUUAGAAAGUUUACCUGUGGGCCAGGAGGUGACUCGUGUGAAUGUAACAGACCAGGACCUCAAUGGUCAAGUCACCCUCAGUAUCACUGCUGGUAAUAUUGGAAACCAAUUCAGGAUCAGUCAGACAGGAGUUGUGACUCUAGCUGACAGACUUGACCGUGAAACUCGUGAUGUCUACGACCUCACCCUCAAUGCUUCGGAUGGCAUCAACAUCUCGCAAAGUAUUGUUACCAUCAUUGUCACUGAUGUCAAUGAUGACAUACCAUCCUUUAACAGCGCCCUCUAUACGUUUGACCUUCCGGAGGACAUGGCACCACACACCACCAUUGGAAGGGUUGAUGCCACUGACAAUGACCUUGGGGUCAAUGGACAGGUCAGCUACACCCUGUUGUCCCAGUUUGGGGGUGACAUGUUUGACCUUGAUCCAAACCAAGGCACGUUCACCCUCAGGAACCAGCUUGACUUUGAACAAAUGCAGUUAUACAUUCUAACAGUAGAAGCUCGUGACCAUGGUGACCCGUCUUUAUCCAGUACUGUGUCUGUAUUUAUGAAUGUCAAGGACAUCAAUGAUAAUUCUCCAACCUUCGACCCUGCAUCAUUUAGUACUAAAAUUCUAGAGAAUAUCACCGUGGAUUCUAGCAUCAUCACUGUGUCUGCAUCGGACAGUGAUUCUGGUAUAAAUGGUGAGGUUAGAUAUGUGAUCAGUGGAGGAGAUCUUUACAACCAGUUCACCAUCAAUGUUGUUACUGGUGAAGUGAGGACAGUUCGACCCCUGGACAGAGAAGAAGUGGCGCUAUACAGCCUGGAGGUGACUGCAACUGACCAGGCCAUCCCAAACAGUAUCAGAAACACUGCCACAACCAAGAUAACAGUUAUUGUUGAAGACGUCAAUGAUAGCUACCCAAAGUUUGUGUCACCCUCUGAGAUCUGGAUCAAGGAGAAUGCUCGGGUUGGCGAUGUAGUUGCCAUGGUAACUGCAGAAGACAAAGAUGAAGGAGGAAAUGGACUAGUUUACUACAGUACCACCAGUACAAAUCUACCCUUCACCAUUGAAAAUAUCCGUGGUAAACUUAGGGUCACACAAGCUCUUGACAGGGAGACUGUGCCUCAGUAUACUAUGAAUGUGAAGGCCACUGACAAUGGGACCCCCCAAAGGUCUACGGAUCAGACCUUGAUUAUUCACCUUGAGGAUGUCAACGACAACAGUCCUGUAUUCAGCCAGACUGAAUAUACUGCUACAGUACAGGAGAAUGUUACUGUCGGAUCUACUAUCCUUACCGUUAAUGCACAAGAUGCAGAUGCAGGCACAAAUGGCCUGGUCCGCUACUUUAUAAUAGCAGGAACAGAUAACUCUGAUUUUAGUGUGGAUCAGAGCACAGGAGUUCUCCGUGUGAAGAAAAAUUUAGAUUUUGAACGAAGGACAUUUUAUGACAUCACAAUUCAGGCAGAAGAUAGUAGUUCUGAUACAAGAUAUGCCCAGGCUUCUGUGAAAAUCACAGUCACAGACAUCAAUGAUAAAGCCCCUGUAUUUGUGAAUUCUCCUUAUAAGCCUAUUGUGUUGGAGAAUGCCACACCACCUGUCCGGGUUAUCAUUGUUUCAGCAAGGGAUGACGAUUCGGCUCCAUUCAACAAAGUUGCUUACUCCUUUUUAGGUGGAAAUGAUGAACAAAUAUUUCAGAUAAAUGAGACUUCAGGGGAGAUAACUUGUCAUAAAUCACUGGACCGUGAAGUUGUCAAUUCAUAUCAACUUGUUGUGCGUGGAAAAGAUUAUGGUCCACUACUGACUGGUACAGGGACGGUGAUCGUCACUGUCGCUGAUGUCAAUGACAAUUCCCCUAUCUUUGAACAUACUGGAACAUAUGUAGGACAUAUCCUUGAAAAUGAAAAUCCAUUGACUUCAAUAUUGGCUGUCAAAGCCACUGAUGCUGAUGAUGGGCCAAAUGGCCAAGUCACGUAUCGCUUGGAGAACUCUGUCGGGAACAAGUUUAUUGUGAAUGCUAUCACAGGAGUGGUGUCAACUACACAGGCACUGGACCGAGAAGAGAUUGACCCCACCACUGGACAUGUCCUUGACCAGUACAAUCUCAAGGUCAUUGCAUCAGAUGGUGGAUCUCAGCCACACUUUACAACCACUGAUGUUGUGAUAUAUGUUGACGAUGUUAAUGAUAAUGAUCCAAUGUUUCUUCGGCCCAGCUACACUCAAAUGGUCAACAAUCCCACACCAGCAGGAGGCUUUGUACUGGGAGUAACUGCAGUGGAUCAAGAUACCGGUUCAAAUGGACUGGUCACCUACCGUUUGAGUGGGACCAAUGCUGACCGUUUUGUUAUAGAUGCUGACCGUGGCAUCAUCACAGCGGCCCAGGACAUUACAGUGACAGGAGCCCGAUAUGUGUGUACAGUGGAGGCAUCAGAUAAGGGCAGUGAGAUUAGAAGGUCACUGGUCAACCUUGAUGUGACAGUGGCUUCUUCAAAUAAUAACAAACCAACAUUUGACAGUGUGCCCUCCAACCUUCAAAUUCAUGAGAAUGUCAUCAGUGGCUACCCACUGACUUCUGUCUCUGCUUCGUCUCCGAUCAAUAGGGGCAUUACUUACCACAUUGCUGGGGGCAACAUAGCAAACACUUUCACCAUCAACGCUCAGACGGGUGACAUCACAGUCAAUAACCAGGUUGACUAUGAAAUGGCAGCUGACUUUCAGUUGUGGGUAGAGGCGCGGGACACAGGGAAUCCCGCUCUGUCAUCCUAUGCUCGCAUUAAUGUGGAUGUGACAGAUCUUAACGAUAACACUCCACGCUUCACCUUCACAGUGUACUCUCACACCAUUUCUGAAAAUCAACCUACCAUAACAUCAGUCAUCAAAGUCUCUGCCUCUGAUGCUGACGAUGAUGAAAAUGGAAGGAUAACCUACUCCAUACAGGGUGGCGACCCCCACAACAACUUUACCAUCGAUUCUGUCACCGGUCUUAUUAAAACACGGACAAUGUUGGAUCGAGAAGUCACAGACACCUUCAAUCUGAUCAUCUAUGCUGUGGAUCAUGGUUCCUCUUCCAAUACAGGCUCUACCACUGUACGGAUCACCAUCCUGGAUCAAAAUGACAACCCACCCGUGUUUAAACGUCAGUUCAGCGCUACGAUUAAUGAAGACAUAGAUGUGGGUGUGUUCAUACUACAAGUGACCACUGUAGAUGCUGAUAUUGGCAUCAACGCAAAUGUCUCUUACUCAAUGACACAUGACAAAUUUGCUAUUGACACAUUGAGCGGUAACAUUUCCUCUAAGAGUGACCUUGACCUUGAAGAGAUAACCUCUACGUUUUAUAUGUUAGAUGUUACAGCCACUGAUGGCUUCAAUGAUGUUGUCAGCAGGGUCAUUAUAUAUCUCAAGGAUGUCAAUGAUAACAUACCCAUCUUCCAGCCUCAGAAUCCGACAUUUACAUUCCCGGAGCGCCAAUCAUCUGGAACACCUAUUGGGACGGUAACUGCAUUGGAUGCGGACCGCACUUCUCCAAACAAUGAGGUUUACUACACACUCAAGUACCCAUCUGAGGAUGUUGUCAUCGAUCCUACUGAUGGUGGUCUGUCCUCCAAGCGUGAACUUGUAUAUGACCAGAACAUCACUGCUGCACAUGCCAAUGUUCUGGAAGUUGUUGUCAUAGCAACAGAUCAUGGAAUUCCUCCAUUAUCCUCAGAGACUAUGGUCAGGAUUGGUAUAUUGGAUGCCAAUGACCAUGCACCAGAAUUUGAAAGAAGUAGUUACUUCUCAGCUGUUCCAGUCACAGUGGAACAUGGAGCAAGAAUCCUCCAGGUUAAAGCCACAGAUACACUUGAUGUUGGGGUCAAUGCUGAGAUUGAGUACUUCAUGGUGUCUGGCAAUGGGUCAGGUUACUUCACAGUAGAAAAAUCUACAGGGUACAUCACAGUGGCAGCUGUCUUGGAUGCUGGAAAGCAGGACACUGACUUCAUUCUCAUGUUGGAGGCACGUGAUAAGGGUACGCCUGUCAUGUCCUCUGUUACCACAGUGAGGCUCCGCAUCACAGGAGUCAAUCAACAUGCACCAGUAUUUGUCACUACUAUAUUUCAGGUUACUGUUAAUGAAAAUGUGAAUAUUGGCAAAGAGAUUGCAAACAUAACUGCAACAGAUGCUGAUACCUCAGGACCUAAUGGCAGAGUGCAAUACAGUAUUGCCAGUGGAAACCCAGACCACCUGUUUGCUCUCAAUAGUGUGAAUGGUGCCCUGACUAUAGAGAAAGCCUUGGACUAUGAAACAACAGCGACACACUACCUUAAUAUCACAGUGAGGGACCAGGGUCUACUGCAUAAGGAAAUCUCCAGGACUUUUACUGUGUUUGUAAGAGACGUGAAUGAUCAGGUCCCAGUAUUCAACCAGUCGCAAUAUGAUGCUUACAUUGCCGAGAAUUCUCCUAGUGGUGAGAGAGUGAUUCAGGUGACUGCAACAGAUGCUGACACUGGGGUUAACGCAGCCAUUGAAUACCACCUUGGUGACACUAGUCGAUUCAGUAUCGAGUCCAAGACCGGAAUCAUUCGGUCCCAGGGUCAACUAGACUAUGAGACCCAGUCAUUGUACACAGUUACAGUAAUGGCUAUCAAUCCGGGCACCACCAUGAAGGGCUCCACUAACAUCCAUAUCCAUCUGACUGGGGUCAAUGAGUUCUUCCCACAGUUUAUGCAGAAUGAAUAUUCCUUCACCAUCACAGAGUCUGCUGCAGAUGGGUCACCUGUUGGCAGUGUGCAUGCCAGUGACAGUGAUAAAGGAGAGGAUGGAAUGGUAUACUAUUAUUUGAUUGGCUCCAGUAAUACAAAAGGAUUUAAAAUAAACUACAGCUCAGGCCUCCUCACUGUGUCUGGACGUCCUGAUUAUGAGAGCUCACCUCAGAUUGACCUCAAAGUCCUAGCAAAGAACUGGGGUAGUAUCCAGGGUAAUGACACUGACCAAUGUACUGUGUCAAUUAAAGUGACCGAUGCCAACGACGCCCCUGUGUUUAGUGAGAAUGUGUACAUGGCGACCGUGAAGGAAGGAUCCAGAGGGGGUGUCAGUGUUACACAGGUGUUUGCUGUUGACAAUGACAACAAAGAAUCUGACCCACAGUUCUACUAUACCAUUCUAGGAGGAAACCUUAACAAUGCGUUUAAGAUUGAUGCAGUUACAGGAAUCGUGAGCACAUCUGGAUCAGGACACCUUGAUCGAGAAGUAGAUGCCAUGUACAACAUUACUGUUGGUGCUGUUGACUCCGGCAUACCGCCUCAGACAGGAUCCGCAACGGUUCAGGUAACUCUGGAGGAUAUUAAUGAUAACGCACCCUACUUCGACCCUGUCAUACCAGUUGGAUAUAUUCAGGAAAACAGUGCUGAAGGGUCCUCAGUGAUGAUGCUGUUGAGUCAUACCUUUGACAAGGAUCUACCUCCCAACUCUGGAAGUUAUACCUUUACAGCAGUGACAGGGGACAAUUAUUUCUUCUCCAUCUCCCCCACCACAGGUCUGGUUCAAACCAAGGUUGCCAUUGACCGAGAACAAAAUGUGGAUUUUAGUGUCCCUGUAAUUGUGUCUGACUCAGGUAGUCCCAACCAGCUUAAUUCUACCUUGUCCUUCCAUGUGAUUGUAGAGGAUAUGAACGAUGAGCCACCAAUGCCGAGAAACAUGAAUGUUCUGAUUUCUGUGAUGGAAGGUGACUUUCCUGUGAUGCCUGUGGCUGAUGUACGUCCUUUAGACAAAGAUACCAUAGGCAAUUACCAAUGUUGGUUACACAGUGAUGGUGAUAAUCAUUUUGAGAUUCCUUCAGGUACAUGUGACCUCAGAAUACGAAACAAACCAACCGCAUCACAGUACACAUUAGAUGUGAUGGGAUCAGAUGGUCUGAAUUCUCCGAAUGCUAAUUAUACAGUGGGAAUUCAGAUAGUCACCAUUGACAAUGCCACGCUCCAAAAUACUGUCAUUUUAAGGAUUGAGAACAUCACACCACGAUCAUUCCUAGAGAAUUCCUACACUCCAUUUCUCAUUUCCAUGUCACAUUUGUCUAUGGGGGACACAGUUCUGGUACAUCACCUGACCUCACUGGGUGACGACAUGCUGCUUUUUGUGGCCUUUCAGAGGUUAGAUGGUAGCUACCUCCAGGGCAACAUCCUCCGUGACAAGAUAGCCAACAACGUUGCUAAGCUACAGACAGAAGUGGGAAUCAUCAUAUCAACAGUUGGAUACUCUGUGUGUGGCUCGACUACCUGUGCGAGUGACCAGGGUGGACAAUGUAUGAACCAGAUCAAUGUUGGUAGUGGAGCAUCAGUGUCUGAAUCUAGCCAACUGGUUAUUACCUCCCCUGGCCUCACUCUUGGCUACUACUGCAUCUGUCCUUCAAAUUUGUCUGGGGACAUGUGUACCCAGCCUGUGGAAAAGUGUGGUGGGAACUAUUGUCAAAAUGGUGGUACCUGUGUAAAUGACAACUUUGGUAACCCUGUGUGUGCCUGUGUUCCAGGCUGGACUGGUGCAUACUGCGAUACAGAUGUGCUGGAGUGUACUAGCAAACCCUGCCAGAAUGGGGGUAAUUGUGUGGAGAGUCCUGGCUCCUAUUCUUGUCAGUGUCCUGAUGGCUUCUAUGGAGAACACUGUGAAAUUGGACAGGACCACUGUAGGAAUACCCCAUGUAAGAACGGAGGCACAUGCAAGAAUCAACAAGAAGGACAUAUAUGUUUGUGUACUUUUACCUACUGGGGAGACAACUGCCAGUUUACCAGCGUAGGGUUUAAUGAAGGUUCUUACAUUGAGUUCUCCUUCACGACUGUCCAAUAUAACAAACUGAUUGAUGUGACAUUUUCCACCCUGAGGCCUAAUGCCCUUCUCCUAUACAAUCCUGCCAUCACCAACAUGAAGUUUGUAGCCCUGGAAAUCAUAGGAGGCUUUGUACAGUUCUCAUUCAACAGUGGCACACAAACCACCAAGGUCAUGGUCAACAAGAAUGUGUCAACUGGCCAAUGGUUUAGGGUCAAGGUCACGAGAGCUGGACAGAGGGUGGAUGUCUAUGUCCAUGACUGUCCAGCAACUGGGGAAGAAUGCCAACCCUGUGAGGAUGGUAACUCCAACUGUCAUAGAUUCGACUCACAGAAUGCAGGGAGCCUGUCCCUAGGAGACAAGCUGAGUAUAGGUGGAAUUCGAGACAUCACAGAAAUCACAAGCCGAAGCCAAAUUGUUACACAUGAUUUCAUUGGCUGUAUGAGGAACUUCUACUGCAAUGAAAGUGACUUGUUAACACGAUCAGAUUUCCGUGACAAAGUCAAGGUUACAGACACUUGCCCAAGGUCAGAAGGGCAGAGUGUAUGUACUGGUCUCAUCUGUCGCAAUGGUGGUGUGUGUGUGGAUGAGUGGAGCAAGGCACAUUGUCGAUGCCCAGAAAAAUACAGCGGUGCCUUAUGCCAGAUUGAGGUGAAACCUUUCGGAUUUGGUGCAAACACAUUUGUACAAUUUACUCAGAGGGAUAGUUACUAUAGGGAUAGUGUUGUUGAUACUGCAUCCAAUAGGAAGAGGAGAGCUACGGACACUUCCAGCAUGUUCAUCAGAUUCCGUACUACAACACAAAAUGGUCUCCUGUUUUACGCCUCUCAGAGCUCAGACUACAGUGCCCUUCUCUCUGUCAUUGAAGGUAAACUGCAGUACAGCAUACUAAGGCAGGGAAUACAGACCAUUCAACUUUCAUCUGUCCAAGUGUCCAACGGAAACUGGUACAACGUCACUAUCACUGUUACAGGUACACAGGUGAGAUUGGCAGUAGAGGGCUCCCCAGGGACUACCAAGGAUCUCAGCUCUGCCUUCCUAUUCUCCGACCCUCAAGUGACUACCCUUGUCUUGGGAGGUGAUCCCUCAUCCUCCUCCGCUGGUGAUGUUAGUCGACAAGGUUUUGGCGGGUGUAUCUCUGUGUUCCGUCUGGACAAUCAGCCAAUCACACUCAAUGGUACAACUGACCGAUUCAUAGUGGAGCCAUCAGAAGGUGUGGAGAAUGGUUGUUCUGCUCUCUGCUCUAACUCCCCGUGUGGGAAUGGCGUGUGUACUCCAGUGGGAGAGACAGUGAAAUGUGGUGCUGUCCAUGUUUCAGAUUCGGGUAUCGGGAUCGGUGUUAUUGUGGUGAUCGCUUUCUUUGGAGUGCUUAUCAUUGUAAUCAUUGCUGUGUUUAUCUUCUGUCGAUUCAAACGCAGGCAGAUGAGUAAAUCCAAGUCAGAAGCCAAACUAAAUGGCAAUGCUCAUGUGAAUAAGAAUUUCACCAAUAACAGUGCCCACGGUCAUCAGGGCUCCGGAUACGGUGACCACCCAACAGAAGAAGAUUUCAUCAGCUCCCACAUCGAUCAGGGACUUUCUGGACGACGCAAUCAAAGCAAUAACCACUUCAGCAGGCCUGAUAUCAUAAGCUCAGACAGACAGCAUCGCAAACAAUUACCACUGGAGAUUGACGAUGGAACAGUCAUCAUAGACAAUGGAGAUGCUAUUAACAUGCAUAUGACAAAUGAUGACAUUCCAGAGCAUUAUGAUAUAGACAAUGCCAGUAGUAUUGCUCCCUCAGAUAUUGAUGUGGUGGCACACUAUCGAGAUUUCCGUGGGGUGAACAAACAUCCCUAUCACCAUCACACCCACCUAAACAACAUGCACCAUAAACCUCAUAAACAUUCCUCUAGGCAUGGUCAGAGUCCGCAGACCAUAUCUGGGCAUGGCCGUAACUCUGUGCCAAUCAGGGAGAGUCCUUCUCCCUACGGUCGUCAGGCAAUGACUCAUAGUCCUGCUGUUCUUGACCCCUCUCAACUACACAACUCAUCACGCAAUAGUCCCGCAGUACUUGGGGCUCGGAACAGCCCCAUGAACCACCUUUCUAGGAUGUCACCACAUAUGCGGUACAGUCCAAUGACCAACCCUAAUGUGCGUGGGACACCGCAGUCAGAUCACAUACAUCACAGUCGGACUGACUCUGACCACAGUCUUGCCAGCCAUCACAGUCAUAGCUCCAGUUCAUCAGUGGCCCGUCCACCUUCCCUUCCUAAGGGCCACCCCUCCCAGCUCCGUGGGCAGCCUUUAAAGGUUCAGCCACCACAGCCACGCCAGGUAAAGGGCCUUACUAUUGGGGAAAUUCAAAAACUUAAUACACGCCCCCAGCCACCUAGUCCUGAAAGCAUGGUGGAGAUGGUGUCAUCAUCGAGUGCCAGUCAUGGACAUCGUGCACCAUACAUUCACAACAGUUCUGUGUUGGAACCUCCGGAUUCCAGUUCUGAAGAAAGUGCAAAUGACUCCUUCACUUGUUCCGAGUUUGAGUACGAGAGUGAAAGGCCUCGAAAUGACUUUGAUUCCUCAAACAUCAUCUUAUCAAAACUGCAAGAGGUUGAUAAUGAGAAUCAAGAUUAUAAUAUACACAACAACAAUAAUCAUAGAAAGUUUAUGUCUGAUGGACGGACUUCUAAUGGCGAUUCCUUUGGUUCAUCAGAGGAUGGUCAUACAAAUGGUGCUAAGCCAAUUAACGGUUCAUUUAACUGGGAUGAAUUUUUAAACUGGGGCCCAAGUUUUGAGAAAUUAGUAGGGGUAUUUCGUGAUAUAGCAUCCCUCCCAGAUGGUGACAAUCUUGAUGGGUCGACCGAGGUGGAAGUUGCCCAGGAGGAGGAAGAAUAUGUAUAACAUCUCAGGUCCCUAUAUGUUUGUCUUAUUUAUAUCUGUAUUAUUGUGACAUAUGGAUUAUCUCCUGUGAAGCAUUCAGUUAUUAUUAUCAUAUUUUUUCAAAUUGAUCAUGCAAAACUAAAUAACAUUUGCAUAAACUAUUUUAUAAAUUUGUAAAUUCGUUCCUAAGUCAUUUUUAUGAUAUAAAAAGGAAGGAAAUUUGUACAUAGAUGAUUGUAAGAUAUGUUAUUCAACAAAAGGUUUUUAUUUGCCUGAGAAUUUUGAGCGAGUCAAUGGAAUAAGGCUUAGUGAAAAUGAUUGAGUGGAUAGAAUUUAUAAUAUUUUUACAUUGUAUGGAAAAUAAUCCUAAGUUAAUUGAUUUUGGUGUGCUGCGAUAUUUUUCUAGGUGUGUUUACCAAACUCUUUCUCUGUAUCUCACUAAAAGGCUCAUCUGUUUCAUGCUCCUUUUUUUUGUCUCCAUACUACAUGCAUUUUAGAUUUGAAUCAGAUUGAAUCAGGAAAGAUCAAAGAAAAGAACCAAGUUGAUAGCAAAAUAUCUGAAGUGCAAUUUAGAAUUAUAUCAUUUAUAAAACAUUUCCAUAAAGGUGCAGAUAUUGAGUAUCUCUAUUGUAAAAUCUUUUGCCAUUAGGUACAGAUUUUAUACCAGUUGUAAAGAAUUCCAUUCCUUUACUUGCGUACUUGAGUGUGGUGUGUGUAAAAAUGAAAAAAACAUAGUCAUAAGAUGACUGAUACAAGUGUUUGUGUGACUUAGAUUAGAGUGGAAGUGCUGUGUCAGUUGUAUGUUUGAGCUGUGAUUCUGUGUCAGUUGAGUGUUUGAGCUGUGAUUCUGAUAUUGUUGCCAUCUAUAUUGUGUUUUCUGAUGGAGAUUUUCAGCAGUUAUAAUUGGAAAUCUCUACUAUACCAGGUCCAAGUCUUUCUUAUAUAGCCAAGGAGCAAAACCAUAAAGUUAACAUUCCAUCCUGACAUUCAUCCAGUGUGCUUAGCUGGACUUAUCUCAUACAAAUGUAUAACGUCACUGUGGUCAGCUAGGUCCCUUUUAUUUGUCUUCUCAACUGGGAUCCAAAUCUAGGGAUCAACUCAUGCUAUCCCAUUUUUGGUCCCCAAUAUAUCUGAUAUCCCAUUGUUGAAUCCUGAUUUCAGAGUGUACCUGUACUUUCUAAAAAUAGCGUGUUUUGACUAGCAAAGAUUAAUUAACAUGAUAGCUCAUUAUAUCAUCUUUAUCUGACAUUUCCAUUUCCUGGAAUUUACUUCUGAAUUUUCUACAAAAAUGAGUGCUGAUAUAGAUUGAAAUAUGACAUGUUGACACAUAAAAUCAAAAAUAUCUGCUGAUUGUCGUAGGAUGUCAUACUCACUGCUGAGGAGUACCUGGGUAGCUACUCAGAACCUCCCAUUACAAUAAUGCUCACACAAAUCAAAAGGAUAAAAUAUCCACGACGUUUUCUCCUUCCUUAGAAUUUGUUUACAAUGCUACCACCCAUAUAUAAGUUUAUAUAUCUGUAUUUAUACAGCAUUACACUUCAUUAAAAUUUGUCUUUUUUAUCCUGUUUCCAAAGAUUUCCUUCUCUGUCCAAAGUUUUUAUUAGCGAUUAUUCAUCCAAAAUUUUUUUUAUAAAUUGGAAAAUAUAGUCAUC